Prunus dulcis (almond) is the source of this 631-nucleotide messenger RNA. RefSeq lists its product as uncharacterized. Gene Ontology annotation, molecular function: growth factor activity. The transcript is spliced from 2 exons. The coding region runs from base 11 to 517 and encodes 168 amino acids. Lineage: Eukaryota; Viridiplantae; Streptophyta; Magnoliopsida; Rosales; Rosaceae. The record is from RefSeq and is a predicted model, not a curated record. Gene Ontology annotation, cellular component: extracellular region. Gene Ontology annotation, biological process: cell population proliferation.
AUGCUCAUUCAUGGCAUUUUGGCACCCUCCUCCUCCAAACUCGAAAGACAGAAUCAUCACUCCAUAUCAUUGCCAUUUACUCUGCCUGCCUGCCCCUCUCUCUAUCUCUCUAAAAAGUCAAAACACUCAAAUCCCAAUUUACAGCCUCCAGUUCUUUCUUCUCCAUCUGUUCUUUAUAAAGGAGACACAGAGAGCUUUUUUAAUCUGUUCUUUAAAGCUUGAGAUGAAAACUAUGGCAAAUGGGCUCAAUUUGAUCUUCCUUUUGGGUUUUCUACUUCUAUUGUCAAGGGCAGAAGCCAGAUCAAUGCCUGCUGCCUCCAUUUUACCUGAGUCUGAUCCAAAUGCUUCUUCUUCCAAUAUUCCCAUAAGAUCAUCACCUAUUGAGGAACCAAGCCUGGAUGUGGAUGAUGAUGAUGCUUGCAAGGGUUUAAACAGUGAAGAGUGUUUGAUCAGAAGGUCCAUGGUUGCUCACACAGACUAUAUCUACACACAAGACAUCAGCUCUACUGGACCAUGAAUCCAUGAUACUAAAAUAUAAUAUAUUUUCUCUUCACUAGCUAGCCACUGUAUUUCAUAAAUUUUGCUGAUACUGUAAUGAAGGAAACUCAGGUUUUGUGUUUAAGUUGAUCAA